AUGGCGCCAAAUCCUUGCCAGCGCUUCCUCCUCCUCCUGCUAGGGGUCUUAACUCUCUUCCCAGUUGUCAAUUCGCGUCUCCCACCCCCCAACCCCACCACUUCAGUUUCCACCUCCUUCCCAUCCACCCCCACUCCAUCUCCGUCGCCAAUUCACAGCGAUCUUGCAGCUCUACCAGACGAAUCCGCACAUCAGGAACAGCUUGACGAUCUCCUCGACUAUCUCCUCCGACUCAUAGAAGCCUUUCAGCAACAGCUUGACGAUUUCGACGACUAUCUCCUCUGGCUAAGGGAAAACUUUCCAGAGCAGUUUAACACUUCCAACAACCAUCUCCUCUGGUUAGGGGGAAACGCGGACCCUGAAGUUGCUUCCCAGAACAGUGAAGAUUCCGACUCGAGCACCAACGAUCCAGUACAGCCCACCAAUUCUCCAUUGGAGUACAACAGUGCCGACAGCGAACGCAAUUCGGUCUUGUUCUACCACCCAAAUUCCCUAGACGAAUUAUUUGGUGCCAACUACAGUGAAUCUGACGAUAGUUCCAACUACGCUGUAUUUGCUUACAGCCUCCCCCAUUACAGAGGUCUCCCUACUAUUUUCGAAGAAGACGAGGAUUCCGACAACGGUGAAUUUGACUACAGUCUCAGAGGUCUCCCUACUGUUUUCGAAGAAGACGAGGAUUCCGACGACGGUGAAUUUGACUCCAGUCUCCCCUAUUACAGAGGUCUCCCUACUAUUUUCGAAGAAGACGAGGAUUACGACAACGGUGACUCCCACAACAGUAACACCGAAGGUCGCUCUGGUCAUUCUCCAGACCAAAACGGCGUCAACGGCGACUCCCACAAUAGUCCCACCGAAGGUCGCUCUAGCUAUUCUCCAGACCAAAACCGCGUCAACAGUGACUCCCACGACAAUACCAGCCCUCAUUACCCCGAAGAAUCCCAUAACAGCGUAAACGGCUUCAACAGUCACUCUCAUUACAGUACUCCCACUGUUCGGAUUCUUGAGCCACGCGAAACUCCCCCCUCUGGUUAUUCUCAAGAACUCCCAAACGGCGUCAACGGUUACUUCCACAACAGUCACACCGAAGGUCGCUCUGGUGAUUCUCAAGAAAACCAAAACAGCGUCAACGGUGACUCUGGCAGCAGUUCUCCCUCUGUCUUUUUUCUCGAGCCAGGCGAAACUACUCCCUCUGGUUAUUCCGAAGAAUCGGAAGAACCCCAAAUCGUCGUCAACGGCAUCUUCCACAAUAGUCACACCGAAGGUCGCUCUGAUUAUUCUCAAGGAUCCCAAAUCGACGACAACGGUGACUCCCACGAUAGGACCACCCCUCAAUACCCCGAAGAAUCCCAUAACAGCAUAAACGGCUUCAACAGUCACUCUCAUUACAGUACUCCCACUGUUCGGAUUCUUCAGCCACGUGAAACUACUCCCUCUGGUUAUACCGAAGAAUCGAAAGAAUCCCAAACCGACGACAAUAGUGAUUCCGAAGAAUCGGAAGAAUCCCAAAUCGACGACAACAGUGAUUCCGACGAAGACAAAAACGGCGACGACAGUGACGACGGUGACGACAGUGAUACCGAAGGUGCCUGUGAUUCUUCUAAAGAAGAUCAAAACAGCCACGAUCGUGACUCUGACAGUAAUAAUAGCGAAGGUCGCUCUGAUUCUCCCGAAGGAGACCAAGAAAGCCACGAUAGUGACUCUGGCGGCAGUGAUAGCGAAGGUCGCUCUGGUUAUUCCAAAGAAUACGACACCGACAACGACUGCGACCCUGACGGUAGUAACACCAAAGGUCCCUCUGAUUCUUCUGAAGAAAGCCAAAGUUCUGGUCGUGAUCACUUCGGCUCUCAAAACCAUAGCGCAGACGGAUCUCAACAAGAGCUUCCCUCUUUGUCCCAUUACACCGGUGGUAAUAUUCCAUCGCCUGAGUUCUUUAAAUCUGUGAUAACUGAGUCGCCUACUAUUGCCGACAUGGCUUCUAAGUCUAAGGAGGAACAGCCCUCUGGGAGCUUCCACCAGGAUUAUAUCGCUUCGAUGCGGUACCGCAAUGAUCUCCCGCCCCCUGAUAUGCCUCCGAAGUUUCUUGACAUACCACACGAAGGCCUGAGCCGCUUCCUUACCCCGGGGUUUGCCUCCAACCUUGCGCGUCGUGAAGAGCCGAACAUUGAUGUCGAUGCCGAGGGUGGCAUGCCUAUUGACCUGGUUGGGAUUCCAGGUCUGCAUCUCGGAGACGAGAGUGCGAUCAUGGCUCCGGAAAAUCCGCAGCCGAUCGACCCUGCGGAUCUGCCACUCCUGAUGCCCCUCGAUCAACUUCGUCACCCUGCACCAAAGAACACAAACGUCAGCUUUCUUCGCCGAACUCAACAUAUUUCUGUCGAGCGCAGCGCUCCCUCAAUUUCUGGCACCACCCUUGUCGCCAACCAAACUCGCUCUAUCAAAAAAGCAAAGGUUUCACUCGAUGAUCCAAAGAACGUGAAAAAGCUUGUCCAGAAAGGCUUUGAUGUCUUCUACCCGGAGAGCAAGUACACUGGCGAGGAUACAGAGAGCCGAGUCCGGGGUCUCCCCGCCACCAAGGCUGAGCUUGAUGCCUGGGCCAACCCUGUUCACCCUGAUAAUCCGAAGCUGAAGUUUGUUGGCUUCUUCCCUGUUCUUCCAGAUCUCGAUGGCUUCACAGAUCCCGGAGGUUUGGUCCAAUUCAAGUUUGACAAAGCACCAGUGUCGGCUGUCGGUGGUAAGCGGGAUAAGCGUAUGGAUGUGGCUUUGCUGCACCCAUCGGCUCCAGAAGAACGAAUUUGCGAGGAGCAUGCGCAAAAGGCAGCCCUUCACAAAGCCAACCCUGAGGUCUAUCCUGACCCUGGUCCCGUCCCCUGGGACUAUGAUCUCUUCCUGUCCGAAAAGUCAGAGUCGGUGCCGAAAAUUGCCACCAGCAUGGAUCCAAAGCACCCGAACCGCGAUAAUGAUGAUCUCUAUGGUCACGAGGGGGCCGAGGGCAAUAAAUUCCACCGAUACGAUCGUGUCCGGACUUACGCUACAAGUGCUCAGACCAUCAACACCGACAACAAACAGAGAGAUAUUGCUCUCACUAUGUUUGAGCCAACUGAGGGCAAGGAUAAGCAGCAGGCCGCUUACUAUUAUUGCAUCUUGGGCAAGACGCGCCUUAAGCCUGAGCGGGCCCGUACCAUUGCCCAAGCGGGGUUGGCCCCUACUGCUUCUCAGGUGAAGGAAGACCAAGUCGACCAGAUGCAGGUCGCUGUCCGUGACCCUGACGAGUCGGAAGUCUACAAGCGUGCUCUUCACCGCGCGAAUAUCGAUCCGGAGUUUGCAAAGACCCUUGGUCCGCCCCCCGAGCCCCCUGUCGCUGAAGAGGGUGAGGAGGAGGUAGCCGAGCAGGCAGAUUCUCCCGAUGAUGAGGCGGGUGAUCAAAUGAGCGACGAGUAG
Molecule: messenger RNA, 3435 nt
Organism: Penicillium verhagenii
Lineage: Eukaryota; Fungi; Ascomycota; Eurotiomycetes; Eurotiales; Aspergillaceae
Exons: 4
Coding region: 1-3435 (1144 amino acids)
Biological process (GO): transcription elongation by RNA polymerase II
Cellular component (GO): Cdc73/Paf1 complex
Molecular function (GO): chromatin binding; RNA polymerase II complex binding
Source: RefSeq, a predicted model, not a curated record